CCUCCCUAGUCGCCAGGAUUAUAGGCGUGAGCCACAGGCCACCACCUAGGCCUCUGCAUUAAUAUGCAGUGAUGCAAAGAAGCAAAAACCACUUUCUCCCCAGGUUUCCCAGCAAGGGGCUUGAGAAAGAAAAGGCAUUUAGUUUUUCUGUAGAAUGUAUCGCUGCUCAGUGUUGAGAAUUGACCACAGAACACAACAAGAUCCUUGCUGGCACAUUACUGGAUAUUUUUGUUGCACCUUGUUAAGAAUUGAGCUAGCUGGCUAGUGACCACUGACGUGGAAAGAUCUAAUCUUGCAGCGCACGUUUAUUCUUCCCACUGCAUCGUAGCAAUGUCCUACGUGUUUGUAAAUGAUUCUUCUCAGACUAACGUGCCCUUGCUACAAGCCUGUAUUGAUGGCGACUUUAACUACUCCAAGCGGCUUUUGGAAAGUGGCUUUGACCCAAAUAUUCGUGACAGCAGGGGCAGGACAGGCCUGCACCUCGCCGCAGCCCGAGGGAACGUAGACAUCUGCCAGCUGCUGCAUAAAUUCGGUGCUGAUCUGCUGGCCACAGAUUAUCAAGGAAACACAGCUCUUCACCUCUGCGGCCAUGUGGACACCAUACAGUUCUUAGUGUCCAACGGACUCAAAAUUGAUAUUUGCAAUCAUCAAGGUGCUACCCCUUUAGUUCUGGCAAAGCGCAGGGGUGUGAAUAAAGAUGUCAUCCGAUUGCUGGAAUCCCUGGAAGAACAGGAGGUAAAAGGAUUUAACAGAGGAACCCACUCAAAACUGGAGACUAUGCAGACGGCUGAGAGCGAAAGUGCCAUGGAGAGCCACUCUCUCCUCAAUCCCAACCUACAGCAAGGUGAAGGAGUUCUUUCCAGCUUCCGAACCACAUGGCAGGAGUUUGUAGAGGAUCUGGGCUUCUGGAGGGUCUUGCUUCUGAUCUUUGUCAUUGCUCUGCUGUCUCUGGGCAUUGCUUACUAUGUUAGUGGGGUCCUGCCCUUUGUGGAAAACCAGCCUGAACUGGUACAUUGAAGGAGCUCAUGGGAGAUGAAGCAAAGAGCAGUUUCAUAGCUCCCCAAACUGUUCUGUUUCUCAGAAUUUUUCUUAGUACAAGGCAGUGAGGGCUGUACAUUUUGCUUUUGCGUUUUUAUUUACUAUGACCCUGUUAAAAAGAGGAUGUGUUUGUUUAUAAUCAAGUAUACUGCAUCCUUAUGCUACCUCUGGAGGAAAGCUCCCCAUAGCCUUGCCUGGUGUAAUUGUAGUAACCACUAGAUUGGAAGCUGCAGAGUAGAGGCCAUACCCUGAGGCAGGGCCAACUGACAUACCCAAAACACAAAGGACUUUCUUGGAUGAUUCAGGCUUGUUUUUACUCUUGUUCAUUUUUUGCAAGAACCUCUUUUCUCUUUUUAUUUACUUUCUAUAUAGCAAAUUAGUAUGAUUAAACUAUUUGGUUUGUUUUAGUAUCAAUGAUUUAAUUUUUUUUGGGGGGGGGUGUCAGUUGAGGGGCUUGAACUCAGGGCCUGGGCACUGUCCCUGGGCUUUUUUUGCUAGCACUCUAC
Perognathus longimembris pacificus (Pacific pocket mouse) is the source of this 1544-nucleotide messenger RNA. It is a transcript of the gene Ankrd46, whose product is annotated as ankyrin repeat domain 46. Bases 331 to 1017 code for a protein of 228 amino acids. Gene Ontology annotation, molecular function: protein binding. Lineage: Eukaryota; Metazoa; Chordata; Mammalia; Rodentia; Heteromyidae. The record is from RefSeq and is a predicted model, not a curated record. The transcript is spliced from 5 exons.